GUUAUAUUUGUUAUGGUUGGUUAUCCCAGAUGGUAUGAGGGUUGGAUUUCGUAGUUAAAGUGGUACCGGAAUUGUACACCCAUAACUACUGUCCGGAAGAUAAUACUGCAAGAUCUUCGAACUAGAACACGCUUUAGUAAUGAUGGACAUUAGAAAAUAAAAGAGCAAAUAAAACAAACAAUAACAGGAUGUGGAACAUGGAUGAAGAAAAAUGGUAAAACACGACGAAACAAAUGAUGAGAGCAAAACAGGUGCCAAGUCGUGAAAGUUAUAAUUAAAUAUUACGUCAGAAUGAUGCUUCGAAGACCUGGCUCCAUUUUUUCGAAACUGUCCUCAGAUACGAAAUAUUACGUCUUACCGACGAAAUACUCCACUGAAGACCUCAUGGCGGGCACUAUACCCUGCGUGCUUGGGAAACCUCUUCAUUCAGACACACCGGAUUGGAGCGGUGGUCAUAACUAUAAUGUUACUGAUCGUGACUUGUUCCAUAUCGUUAAUGAUAUACACCAAGAAAUACUGUGGACUGGGUACAGAAACGAAACCAAUGAGGAUGGUACACAAGGCGUUCUUUAUGUCGAUAAUAAACACCCUGUUAUAGUUUUUUUACCCCCGGCCGCGCUAGUGAAUCAAAGCUUUCCCGCGCUUUGUGAACGAGAGAAGGCUUCAACUGUAAUAGAUGAUUCUACAAUAACUCCCAAUGAAGAAGAAACAUUAAGAGAAGGCACAACAUGUGAUUCCAAAUCAGGUUUUGUUGAGGGGAUGAUAGUUGGUGUAGCUAUCGGGGCAUUUUCGGUUGGAGCAGCCGGUAUUACCGCAAUGCUUGCUAGACGAUUGUAUAAAUAUCGCAAAGAUCCAGAACAACAAAGAACCAUACAUACAGAACUGAAAACCAGUUCUGGACAGUCCACAGCGUUCACUGGAAUACACAACUAUGUCGACAUAAAUGAUGAGGGAAAUGAGCAGCUAUAUCAGUAUGUAGAUGGAAAUCAUCAAUACGCAUAUCAAGCCAGUGGAAACGAAGCAGAUUACACUGGUUUAGACGCAAGGAAACAUGAAAAUUCAGCAUCAAAGGCGUCGGAUGAAUCAACCGAAAGUUCUGAACAGUCCACAGCGUUCACUGGAAUACACAACUAUGUCGACAUAAAUAAUGAGGGAAAUGAGCAGCUAUAUCAGUAUGUAGAUGGAAAUCAUCAAUACGCAAACCAAGCCAGCUCAUUCGAGGCGGGUUAUUCGAAGUUAUAUGUCAACAGAGCUUGAUCCGUGAAAUUGUUCAAUGACUUUUCGGUCUCUCCCAUCAAAGUUUAUCUUAAUUCAUAUGAACAAUACGUGGUAGUUAUGUUUGUGGAAGCUUGGAAACAAGCGUUCGAUGUCACAUUCUACUCAAAGUGGCUUACAGCCACAGAUGGCAGCAACGAUCUUGGACUACAUUUUGAAAUUUGCAUACUUUUAACGAGUACUAAACAGAGCUUCCAGCGUUUAUAAACUUAACAUUUUCAAAAAAAUAAACUUACAAUUGUUAAAUAGGUAUUUAUAUAAAUAUACACAUAUUAUCUUUGAAAAGCCAUAAUAGAGGUUGUCUGAGGUUUUGGAAAUAUAUAUCGCUGAGACAGUAAAUCUAAAACUCUUUCAUUUUAGUAUUCUAUUGUAACGCGUGUAUAUAUAUAUUAUUUAUUAUAUAAAAGACGAAAGAUUUCUCAUUUCUGUUAAAUGUGGUAUAUUCAUAUUUAUCCGUUAAGAGGUUUUAAAAGUUGCCAGUUUUCUGAAUUGGGAAACAUAAACUGGACAAACAUUAUCAUGUACAUCUUUUUUUUAUUUGCCGCACAAUAAACAUAACAUUUGU
Mya arenaria is the source of this 1840-nucleotide messenger RNA. RefSeq lists its product as uncharacterized. Lineage: Eukaryota; Metazoa; Mollusca; Bivalvia; Myida; Myidae. The record is from RefSeq and is a predicted model, not a curated record. The coding region runs from base 292 to 1257 and encodes 321 amino acids. The transcript is spliced from 13 exons.